AUGUUAGGGCUCGAAUCUCUUGAAUUUUGGGAUACCCCGAAGACCUUUUUCCAGUACAUCUCAGGACUUCCUAAAAUAAUAGGCAGACAGCUGAAAUUUCUUUCCUUACUAUCUGUCACGUGGUUUCCAUCCUUCGUUCAAUGGCCAGAUGUCUCCGUUCUUGUCUUCACAACGCUACGCACGUUGCAGGUAGGGAAUCUGACCCUAAGUCCGCGUCCAGGAUGCGCGCACGUUUACCUAUGGGUGUACUCUAUUCUAUCGAACAUUCGGGCGCCUGAGCUCAAACGGAUUGAGCUUCACGUUGGAUCCAUGGAUGAUAUUGGAGAUUACAACAACUACAACAUGGUAGACUGGGAGGAGAUUGAUCGGAGUCUUGCUCGUUUAGCGCGUGAUUGUGCUGCGAGACUGGUCGUCAGUAUUCAUGUCGGCUUUCAGAGUGUUUGGACAAAUUGGGAGGAGACGAAGGUCGCGAUAUCAGAACAACUGCCAACAUUUCGUUCUGGAGCAGGAGCUUUGGAGUUUGUUAAGGGCGUUCGUUCGGACCUCUCUACAGUGAGCAACUUUGCUUCGGAGUCGGAUUUUGGUAUCAUUUGGGACACGGAGAUGGAGGAAGAUUACGAGGACGAUUAG
Fibroporia radiculosa is the source of this 630-nucleotide messenger RNA. RefSeq lists its product as uncharacterized. The record is from RefSeq and is a predicted model, not a curated record. Lineage: Eukaryota; Fungi; Basidiomycota; Agaricomycetes; Polyporales; Fibroporiaceae. Bases 1 to 630 code for a protein of 209 amino acids. The transcript is spliced from 2 exons.